AUGACUUCUGGAAAGCGCAUCGUAUUCACUGGCGGCUCUGGCAAGGCUGGCAGACAUGCUAUCCCGGAGCUCAUCAAAGCUGGCCAUCAAGUCCUAAACCUCGAUCUCACCGACUUCCCCGGAACCGACCACAACAUCUUCACCCUCAAAACUGACCUGACGGACAGUGGUCAAGUCUUCAAUGCUCUAACGACCCACUUCGACUUUGCCGGCUACGACUCCAACCAAGUGCCCCAACCCCCAGAUGUAGUAAUCCACUUUGCAGCCUACGCCCGCAACAUGCUGGUUCCAGACAAUGAAUGCUUCAAAGGCAAUGUCACCGCAACCUACAACGUCAUCGAAGCAGCCUGCAAGCUGGGCGUCAAGAAAAUCAUCAUCGCAAGUUCCGAAACCACAUAUGGAGUUUGCUUUGCUCAGGGUGAUGUGGACUAUCACUCUUUCCCACUAGAAGAGGAUUACGAUGUCGAUCCCAUGGACACCUAUGCCUUGUCAAAGAUUUGUGGUGAGGAAACGGCAAGAUCGUUUUCACGACGCUUUGACCGUGAUAUUUACGUCCUUCGCAUCGGAAACGUAAUUGAACCCCACGAGUACGAAAAGGACUUCCCAAACAUUGUGGGAAACCCACAAGGCAGAAAACGCAAUGCGUGGUCUUACAUUGAUGCUCGCGAUCUUGGUCAGAUCUGCAAUCUGUGCAUCAAGAAGGAUGGUUUGGGCUUUGAGAUUUUCAAUGCGACGAAUGACACAAUCACUACGACUACUCCGACGGAAGAAUACCUGAAGAAGGUAGCUCCCAACACACCUAUCACUCGCAAAAUGGGGGAGUUUGAAGCACCGUUGAGCAACAGGAAGAUAAAGGAGGUCUUGGGCUUCAAGGAAGAGCACAAUUGGCGCAAGUACUACAAGCCUGAGUAG
Molecule: messenger RNA, 912 nt
Organism: Aureobasidium subglaciale EXF-2481
Lineage: Eukaryota; Fungi; Ascomycota; Dothideomycetes; Dothideales; Saccotheciaceae
Exons: 2
Coding region: 1-912 (303 amino acids)
Source: RefSeq, a predicted model, not a curated record